UGUAGCGAGAGGAAAGUAAAAGCGCUAAGGGAGAGGAGAAAGUUCGCAAGGAGAGGCAGGACUCUACUGGAUAGCCCUGCAGUCUCACUUUAUAUGGUUCCAAAAAGACUUUUCUUCCAGUCGCUUUGCAUUUUCUAUUGUUAUUUUAUAUUUUAAAAGAUUACGCUGAAUUUGAAACGGAACAGAACUGAAACAAUCAUGGAACUCCUUUGCCUCGAAAUGGACACCGUCAUAAGAGCCCGUCCCGAUCCGAAUCUUCUCUAUGAUGAGAGGGUUUUACAGAGCCUGUUGACCAUCGAAGAAAGGUUUUUGCCCCAGUGUUCGUAUUUUAAAUGCGUCCAGAAGGAUAUUCAGCCUUUUAUGAGGAGGAUGGUUGCAACUUGGAUGCUGGAGGUUUGCGAGGAGCAGAAGUGCGAAGAGGAGGUUUUUCCUUUGGCAAUGAACUACUUGGACAGAUUUUUAGCCGUGGUACCCACCAGAAAGUGCAAUCUGCAGCUGCUUGGAGCGGUUUGCAUGUUUCUUGCAUCUAAGUUGAAAGAGACGCGUCCAUUAACGGCAGAAAAACUCUGCAUCUACACUGAUAAUUCCAUCAAACCACAAGAGCUGCUGGAGUGGGAGCUGGUGGUCCUGGGGAAGUUGAAGUGGAACCUGGCAGCCGUCACCCCCAACGACUUCAUCGAACACAUCAUGAGGAAGCUGCCGCUGCCCAAAGAGAAGCUGGCGCUGAUCCGCAAGCACGUGCAGACCUUCAUCGCCCUUUGCGCCACAGAUUUCAACUUUGCGAUGUACCCUCCUUCCAUGAUCGCCACUGGCAGUUUUGGGGCGGCCAUCUGCGGACUCCAGCUGGACGACGGCGACCAGUCCCUCUGGGGGGACAACCUGACAGACCUGCUAGCCAAAAUCACCAACACUGAAGUGGACUGCUUGAAGGAGUGUCAGGAGCAGAUCGAGAGGGUGCUGGUGAGCAGUCUGCGGGAGGGCCGGCGGCAGCAGCAGCAGCAGCAGCAGGAGCAGGCUGGGCCCAGGAGCAAGGCCCUGGACGAGCUGGACCAGUCCAGCACCCCAACAGACGUUCGGGACAUCGACCUGUGAGCCCCGCGUGGGAGCGUCCGCACCGCACCGCACCGGGACAAGUCCUCAAACCAAUCAAAACCAGAAAAAAAAAACAACAAAAAAACGAAAACAAGAAAAAAAGAAAAAAACAAAAAACCCCAACAACAAAGUGCUUGCUAGUAUUGUCUAGAAAGAUGUUCUUGUUUUUUGUUUUUGUGUUAUGAAGCCU
Messenger RNA from Megalops cyprinoides (Indo-Pacific tarpon), 1282 nucleotides. Its product is annotated as G1/S-specific cyclin-D2. Bases 199 to 1092 code for a protein of 297 amino acids. Gene Ontology annotation, biological process: regulation of cyclin-dependent protein serine/threonine kinase activity; mitotic cell cycle phase transition; positive regulation of G1/S transition of mitotic cell cycle. The record is from RefSeq and is a predicted model, not a curated record. The transcript is spliced from 5 exons. Gene Ontology annotation, cellular component: nucleus; cyclin-dependent protein kinase holoenzyme complex; cytoplasm. Gene Ontology annotation, molecular function: cyclin-dependent protein serine/threonine kinase regulator activity. Lineage: Eukaryota; Metazoa; Chordata; Actinopteri; Elopiformes; Megalopidae.